CAUGUAAUAGUUUGGGGACAAACAUGUUCUUCCCCCUGAAUAAAACUAAGAGAUCAACACAUGUAGGCAGCUACCAUAUUAUCGUUGAACAACAAGAUGACUGGCAGAUGCUGGAUUGGUCAACUACAAUCAUCAUCAUUAUCAGCAGCAGCAGCAUCAUCAUCAUCAAGAACAUUGCUUUACAGAGUUUUAGAGCAAAACCCAGAUCGGAUUUGUCACUGUUUUGAUAGAAUUGGCAUCCUUUUAUCCUUUUCCUUUCACAUCUAUAUAUAUGUGCGUGCGUGCAUGUAUGUGUAUGUAUCUGUGUAGAUGUACUCAAGCAAUUUAACAGGGUUUGUACUGGCACUGGUUUCCAGUACCUUCAUAGGGACCAGUUUUAUAAUCAAGAAGAAGGGUCUUAGGAAAGCUGGUGUUAGUGGUCCUCGAGCAAGUGUCGGAGGCUAUGGUUAUUUGCUGGAGCCACUUUGGUGGAUAGGCAUGAUUAGUAUGAUUGUUGGAGAAAUUGCCAAUUUUGUAGCAUACGUUUACGCUCCUGCUGUUCUAGUGACACCACUUGGUGCAUUGAGUAUCAUUGUUAGUGCGGUAUUAGCCCAUUUAUUGUUGGGGGAAAAGCUGCAAAAAAUGGGGGUGUUGGGUUGUCUUCUAUGCAUAGUCGGUUCUACUGUGAUUGUGCUACAUGCACCUGAAGAACGGUCCAUCAAUUCAGUUAAAGAAAUCUGGGAGUUAGCUAUCCAGCCUGAAUUUCUUUUAUAUACAGCCUCUGCGGCAGCUAUAGCAUUGGUGCUCAUUUGGUAUUUUUCUCCACGCUAUGGCCAAACCAACAUUUUGGUCUAUAUAGGAAUUUGCUCAGUAAUUGGAUCAUUGACAGUUAUGAGUAUAAAAGCCAUUGGCAUUGCAAUAAAAUUAACGCUAGAGGGCACAAACCAAGCCAAAUACUUCCAAACGUGGAUUUUUGCAAUGGUUGCAAUUACUUGCAUCAUCACUCAAUUAAAUUAUCUAAACAUGGCACUGGAUACGUUCAACACAGCAGUUGUUUCUCCCAUCUAUUAUGCCGGGUUUACAUCUUUUACAAUUCUUGCCAGUGCAAUAAUGUUUAAGGAUUAUUCUGGUCAAAGUGCAAGCAGCAUUGCUUCGGAGCUUUGUGGGUUUGUUACUGUGUUAUCUGGCACCUUUGUAUUACAUAGCACCAGAGAACCAGAUCCACCAAUCCUGACAGAUCUUUAUACACCAUUGUCUCCAAAGGUAUCAUGGUACAUCCAAAGCAGUGGAGAGCAUUGGAAACAGAAAGAUGAAGACGGCCCAUCUCCCAAUUUUAUCACAAUUCUUCGGCAAGACCAUUUCAAGUGAAAGAUAGUAUACUUGAGGUGCUAAAGUUUUCAAUUUUUGGUGGCACCUAAGGCCCCAAGCAGGACUGCUCGAGUGUCAAAUGCUUGUGCAGGGGAACACCGUGUGGUAAUCUUUUUGUUAGCGAAUACUUCUGAGUGUCGAAAACAAAUUUAUCUUGCAGUCUAGUCUUAUGCCAUAGCCGUUUGUAGUGGUCUCUCAUCUCACUUUAUUUUGAUUCUCACAUUUUUGAAUUCCCUUUCUCAGCUUGUAGCAAUAUUUGAUUUCAUUCCUCCAAACAUGUUCAGUCUCGUGUGGAGGUUUCAAACUGAGCUAACCCAUGUAGUUGGGUCUGGUCUUUGUAAUCUAAUUGAUUUGAUUUUAUGUGACAAAUUUAGUAAAUUCGACUCUUUGGUUAUGUUGAAA
Molecule: messenger RNA, 1749 nt
Organism: Populus euphratica (Euphrates poplar)
Lineage: Eukaryota; Viridiplantae; Streptophyta; Magnoliopsida; Malpighiales; Salicaceae
Product: probable magnesium transporter NIPA6
Exons: 10
Coding region: 310-1347 (345 amino acids)
Biological process (GO): magnesium ion transport
Cellular component (GO): membrane
Molecular function (GO): magnesium ion transmembrane transporter activity
Source: RefSeq, a predicted model, not a curated record